AUGUGGAAUUUUGCAUCAAAUUGUAUUGCUGGAAAUGCGGGACUGAAAAAAGAUUCUCCAAACCGAACGCAUUCUACUUCAGAAUGCUCUGAUGAUGAGACCUCUGUUGUAGGAAGAGAGGAAGGGCUUGAAUGCCCGGUAUGCUGGGAAUCGUUCAACAUUGUUGAAAACGUGCCUUAUGUUUUAUGGUGUGGUCAUACCCUCUGCAAAAACUGUAUCUUGGGACUACAAUGGGCUGUUGUGAAAUUUCCGACUUUGCCGGUUCAACUUCCACUUUUCAUUUCCUGUCCGUGGUGCAACCUACUAUCAUUCCGUUUAGUUUAUCGGGGAAAUCUUAGAUUCCCUCGCAAGAACUACUUUCUUCUUUGGAUGGUUGAGGGCAUGACUGGUGAUCGAGGAAAAUCUCAUUCGACUUCCUCUGGGGAUAAUCAACAAAAUUGUACAAGCAGGGGGAAUUUAACCAUAGGAGGCCAAGGCAACCUUCAGAGGGGGCAAGUUCAUCAUCCGGAUACAUCGAGCUCCAGCCAGCGUCAAGGUAAUACCGGUAGUUACCUCAAUAUGGAAAGAGCCCAUAUAUCUCUUCGAAAGUCACUGAUUUUCUUUGUCCAGUUGACAGCUAAGUUCCCAUUGAUCCUUAUAUUUCUUUUGAUUAUCUUGUAUGCAAUACCGGCUAGUGCAGCCAUUUUGGCUAUGUAUAUACUUGUUACAAUCCUCUUUGCACUCCCAUCAUUUCUUAUCUUGUACUUCUCAUAUCCUAGCUUAGACUGGCUUGUCAGGGAAAUUGUUGCGUGA
This is a messenger RNA of Vicia faba (fava bean), 792 nucleotides long. NCBI's taxonomy places the organism in Eukaryota, Viridiplantae, Streptophyta, Magnoliopsida, Fabales, Fabaceae. The record is from the annotation of a GenBank genome assembly.